Molecule: messenger RNA, 672 nt
Organism: Rhodotorula toruloides NP11
Lineage: Eukaryota; Fungi; Basidiomycota; Microbotryomycetes; Sporidiobolales; Sporidiobolaceae
Product: mitochondrial hypoxia induced protein domain protein
Exons: 4
Coding region: 1-672 (223 amino acids)
Biological process (GO): mitochondrial respiratory chain complex IV assembly
Cellular component (GO): mitochondrial inner membrane
Source: RefSeq, a predicted model, not a curated record
AUGGUCAAGGCAGCACCACGAUCAGACGAGCAGCAGCACUACCACGCCACAGUCAUGGGCGGACUCAAGGGCGGCGCGAUGGGGUUGGCGGCGGGUGGAGCGGGUGCGGUUGCGCUGCAGAGGGCGAACGUACAGGCGUUCACGAGGUUGACGCUGCCUCUCAAGGCGUUUGCUGUCACCUCACUCGGAACCGCCGCCUUCAUCAUCAGCGCCGACAAAGCCUCUCGCGAAUUCGAGCUCGCCAAAUACGCCGUCGGGUCCGGCACGGCGCUCGAGCGCUCCUCUCACGAACAACAACGACUCGAGCAAGAGGCCGGAAUCGCGGGUGGGAAACCGAAGCGCAAUGCGCCUGUCAGCACGAAGGAGGCGGUCGUCGAGUGGGCGAAGGAGAAUAGGUGGACCGCCGUCGGGCUGUCGUGGGCUGCGAGUAUGGUCGGAUCCGGAGCGUACAUCGCUGCGACGCCUCUCACGUUUGCGCAGAAGCUCGUCCAGGCCCGUAUGGUCGCGCAAGGAGUUACCGUCGUCGCCCUCCUCGGCUCCGCGGCGCUCACGCAAAUCCCCAACGCGCAAGGCAAGUCCGACGAGGACCUCAAGCGCGAAGAACGCGAGUCGACGAUGUACGCGUGGAAGAAGGAUUCGCCGCAUUACAAGCACGAGUCGAAGCAGGAGUAG